This is a messenger RNA of Corvus hawaiiensis (hawaiian crow), 5349 nucleotides long. RefSeq names its product potassium inwardly rectifying channel subfamily J member 4 (gene KCNJ4). Bases 527 to 1894 code for a protein of 455 amino acids. Lineage: Eukaryota; Metazoa; Chordata; Aves; Passeriformes; Corvidae. Gene Ontology annotation, biological process: potassium ion import across plasma membrane; regulation of monoatomic ion transmembrane transport. Gene Ontology annotation, molecular function: inward rectifier potassium channel activity. Gene Ontology annotation, cellular component: plasma membrane. The transcript has 3 exons. The record is from RefSeq and is a predicted model, not a curated record.
GGGCACGGGCAAAUAAUGCCAGAGAAGGAGGGAGCCAGGCAGGAGGGGGAGACCUGAACCCGUCGCUGAGCCACGAAGGCACAUCAGCACUCCGUGGGAUGGACGCUCCUGGGAGCAAAAAAUUCUGAGAGGCAGAGGCAGAAGGAGAGCGCUGGCGUGGGCAGGGCAGAGUUAGGAGAGGAGCAGGUCGCAGCGGAGAAGUAGCUCUUCGGGAGGGGAAAAAAAUAAACCUAGGCUGGAGGCGAGCGAGGACUGCAGAGAGACUUCCCUGAUUCCUCCGGUCCGGCUGAGGCAUUUCAUGGUGAGAUGGAGAAACCGGCCGCUUCCCCCUUCCUCUGACGCUGGCUCGGCACGGCUGGAGCAGGCGGCAGCCCUCGGCAGGACCCGGGCGCGUGCCCAGGAGCGAUCGCAAUGGCAGCGCUGGUCCCAGCUCGCCAGAGGUGAAACCUGGAGCUGCCCAGUCCCACGUGAGUGCUGCUGCAUGAGUGCCCACGCCCCGCCAGCUCCCGCGGCCCCCUGACAUCCGAUGACAGAGCGAGCCAUGGGCAGCGUCCGAGUCAAUCGGUACAGCAUCGUGUCAACCGAAGAGGAUGGACAGAAGGUCUCUGCGCUGGGCAGCAUGAACGGGCACAGCCGGAACGGGAAGGGCCACGCUCCCCGGCGGAAGCACCGCAACCGCUUUGUGAAGAAGAACGGCCAGUGCAACGUUUACUUUGCCAACCUGAGCAACAAAUCUCAGCGCUACAUGGCCGACAUCUUCACCACCUGUGUGGACACGCGCUGGCGAUACAUGCUGAUGAUCUUCUCGGCCGCCUUCCUGGUCUCCUGGCUCUUCUUCGGCUUCCUCUUCUGGUGCAUUGCUUUCUUCCACGGCGACCUCAAUGCACCGGCGGUGGCAGGUGGUCCCUCUCUCCUCAAGCCCUGCAUCAUGCACGUGAACAGCUUCCUGGGGGCUUUUCUUUUCUCAGUGGAGACGCAGACAACCAUUGGGUAUGGCUUCCGCUGCGUGACUGAGGAGUGCCCGCUGGCUAUCAUGGCAGUUGUAGUCCAGUCCAUCGUGGGCUGCGUGAUUGACUCCUUCAUGAUUGGCACUAUCAUGGCCAAGAUGGCAAGGCCCAAGAAGCGGGCCCAGACCCUCCUCUUCAGCCAUCAUGCGGUCAUCUCCGUGCGGGAUGGCAAACUGUGUCUCAUGUGGAGGGUGGGCAACCUGAGGAGGAGUCACAUCGUGGAGGCCCAUGUCCGAGCUCAGCUCAUCAAGCCCUACAUGACAGAGGAAGGGGAAUACCUCCCCCUGGACCAGCGGGACCUAAAUGUGGGCUACGAUGUGGGUCUUGAUCGUAUAUUUUUGGUCUCACCCAUUAUUAUCGUUCAUGAGAUUGAUGAGGAGAGCCCCCUUUAUGGGAUUGGCAAGGAAGAGCUGGAGACGGAGAACUUUGAGAUUGUGGUUAUUCUGGAGGGGAUGGUGGAAGCCACAGCCAUGACCACACAGGCACGGAGCUCUUACCUUGCUAGUGAAAUCCUUUGGGGUCACCGCUUUGAACCAGUUGUGUUUGAGGAGAAGAACCACUACAAAGUGGAUUACUCACGCUUUCACAAGACGUACGAGGUGGCUGGCACACCUUGCUGCUCAGCCCGGGAGCUGCAAGAAAGCAAGAUGACCAUCCUACCUUCUCCACCACCUCCCAGUGCCUUCUGCUACGAGAAUGAGCUGGCACUUGUCAGUCAAGAUGAAGAUGAAGAUGAUGAUGAAGUGGGUGUGGUGUUAGGGGGCAACACCAAGGAGGAGGGAGGUAUCAUCCAGAUGAUGGAUUUUGGAAGCCACCUGGACCUGGAGCGGCUCCAGGCAACUCUGCCCCUAGAUACAAUCUCAUACCGCAGGGAGUCAGCCAUCUAACUCCUCCAGCCUCCCCGUUCUGCACCCACUGCCCACAGUCUCCUCUGUUCCGUACCCAUACACUGGAUAAGCCCCUUCACCACCAAACAAUGCCUCCCAUGAUUGCCUCUCAGCCCCCGAGUACACCAAAGCCUGGAGCUGCUCUGAUACACUCCCUUUCUCAUGAGGUCAUACAGCCUGGGAGAGGAGUGAGGAUACACUACUCUUCUCGGGUAUGCAGCUCGGGCUAGAACCCCUUUCCUGCCCAGAGACAGGAGAGCAGCAGGCCUGGUCUCUUGUCUCUGGAGAGGUGACAGGAGUCCCUGCCUUCAGUGGACAGAUUGGGACCCACAGCAAGUGUUUCUGCUACUGAGGCAACAGCAAACAUUCUGUCCCCUCUCACCUUGGGUAGGCCCCAUGGCUGUCAAGGGUCAUCGCUGUCACUAGGAGAGGAGCGACACCUAAGCACUGACCAGAUGAGGAUAGAAGGGAGAGUUUGGGACUCCUGGAGGGAGUGGGGAAGGAUCUCAAGGGAGGAGUUUAUUUGCAUGUUUGUUGCUUGUUGCACAUGAUUCUGUAUAUAAAAGAGAAGGAGAACUGAAAUCCAUAUUCUUCCACUGCAAACGCCAAGCUAGGAGACAAGGACGCUCUGCAUAAGCCACUCUGCAGUCUCCUUGGCUUUUGGUGUCUGUCACCUCCAGAAGCAGCUCAGCUCCACGGACUCAGAUCCAGUUCUCCCAGUCCUCUUGAAAAACAUGUCCUGCUCCUCUCCUGAGAUACCUGGCGGAGGAGGCAGGGCCUUGUGCUUGCCACACUCAGACUGCUCCCUGGCACAGCACAGCCGGGAUGACAGACAGGUGACCUGACUGGACAGCAGACCCUCCAUUUGCUCCUUUUGCCUCCUCCAUUCUUCUCCCUGCUGCCAUCAGCUGUAAAACUGAAUUUGUAACUAUUUAUUUUUAAUAAAGUCUAAAAUCCCAAGGGGAGGUUUGGAAGCAAAGGAGAGACUCCAAGGCUGCAGCCUGUUGUGGAGACUGAUGAGGGUUAUUAACACAGCUGUUUGCUAUUUGUAUGGCAUUGGACCCUGGAAGCUCCACUGCGAGGGCUCUCUUGUUCUGGGCCUCUCUGAUAAAAACCUACAAUAAGAGGCUCAGAGAAUUUGCUCAGGGAGAAGGUCAUACAAAUGUAUGUAUGGAGGGAAUAAUUUGCAUUAAAAUUACCAGUAGGAUGGGUCAAGCAAUCUUGUUUGCUUUGGAGAUAAGUGAGGGUUUUGCCCAGGGAAGGGUUAUAGAUAGACAUGGUGAAGAGGCAGAGAUGUGCAAGACAUUGCUCUAGAUGGAAGGCUUAAAAACCCCAUUAAAAACCCCAAAGCCUUUCUUUUUGCUAGAUUCAAGUGGAGGGAAAAUGAGGGAGGACAUCAACCAAAGCUAGACCUGUAACACCUCUUUGUUGUCAUUUCACAAAAGAGCUGAAAACCUGAUGAGCAUCUUCCUUCAGGAGCAGCAGAAUCACCCCUCCAAAACUGCAGAUGAGGUGAGGACAGAAAGACAAACAGGAAACUCAGGAAGCUGCUCUGGGCACCCAAUAGCUGUGCUGUGGUGGGGAAGAAAUUAUGUCCCACCUAAUCCUUGAUCUACAAAGCAGAAAAAAACAUCUCAAUAUCAAUUUGGAAUUGGUUCAAGAAGCAAAAGGAAGAGAGGAAGAAGCAGAAGAGUAAGGAAGGAAAUAGCAGGGCUGAGAGGAAGAAGCAGACAUAGCAGGCAGCUGGUGGAGAAGGAAGGGGAAAAGAGGAAGAGAAAGUGAGGUUAUAUGGAAGUGCAUUUGAGAAAGAGCACAAAUAGACUCACAAGAUGUGUCUAGACCUAGACACGGUCAUUUCUCACCCCAGGAUGUAGGUUCUGUGGGGUGGCAGCUGUCCUGCCCGGGUUUGCUCCAUUUGCCACCACUCUCUGGGCCCAGCCAUGCAGCCAGUUUUCUACCCAACGAACAGUGCACCCAUUCAAUUUCUCCAGGCAGCCAAUUUCUCCAGGACAAAUGCUUUGGGAGACAGUGCCAAAGGCUUUACGGAAGUGCAGGUAGACAUCCUCCAGAGCCUUUCCCUCACCCACUAAGCGGGUCACUUUGCCACAGAAGGAGAUCAGGUUGCUCAAGCAGGACCUGCCUUUCCCAAACCCAUGCUGGCUGGGCCUGAUUCCCUGGCUGUGCUGUAUGAUGGCAAGGUGAAUUGCUCCAUGACCUUUCCUGGCACUGAGGUCAGGCUGACAGGGCUGUAGUUCCCCAGAUCCUCCUUCCAACAAUUUUUGUAGAUGGAUGUCACACUGGCUAACCUCCAGUCACCUGGGAUCUCCCUGGCUAGCCAGGACUGCUGAGAAAGGAUGGAAAGUGUCUUGAUGAGCUUUUCUGCCAGUUUUCUCAGUGCCCUUAGUUGGAUCCCAUCCAGCCCCACAGACUUGGGAGUGUCUAAGCAGUGUAGGAGGUCUCUGAGCAUUCCCUCCUGGAUUAUGGGGCUUCAUUGUGUUCCCUGUCCCUGUCUUCCAGCUCAGGGGACUGGGUACCCUGAGGACAACUGGUCUCACUAUUAAAAACUGAGGCAAAGAAGACGUUAAGUACCUCAGUCUCUACCUCGCUCCUGUAGUGAUCCUCGGCUCCAGAGUCCAUCUGCCAGAGCAGUUUGCCUCAGAGCCUUCACUGAAAUAAUGGAUACACUGGAUUUUGAGUGGCCCCCAUCCCUCCUGGUUCUGCCAGUGCUGAGGCAGAGCUGUCUCUCCUCAGAACUCCAAUGCUCCCCACUUGGGAACUGGGGUGCCUCUCUCAGUACUGAAUUCGAGAAUUUGCUGGUUUAGGAAGUGAAGUUACUCCUUUCAUUAUUUACUUAUUUUCCCCCGAGGGAAUAAGUGGGGGCUGGUAUUGACCUGGCUUUUAAUACAGCUUUCAGAGUCGUGUGUCUGCCACUGGCCAUGGAAACAAACUAAUGGACCGAGAGAGAAGGACUUUGCGUGCGAGGACAUGGGCAUUCAGGACACAGGCUGGGGUGGUGGCCUUCAGGAGAGGGGGAACCCUCAUGGCUGGGCACCCCCCUCACGGACGUACAGCAUCCUUUGGAGGUGGGUGGCAGUGCUUGGUGGGGAUGAAGCGUCCCGUUAGCUCUUGGGAGGCUCAUCAAUCACCAAGGAGCAAGUGUGCAGAGAUGCCAGACAAGGAUGAUGCACCAGGACCAUGGGCAUGCACAGCUGGAGUGGCUGGGACAACAGGUCAGCACUGGCACCCCUCACUUCACCUGGUGGGGCUUUUGGGAGAAAAACGGGACAAGAUUGCAAUAAAUCUGAGGGAACAAGCAUCGUUCAGCCAUACUGGUUCCAGGCCCUUCCAUAUGUCUGAACCUGCUGGACGUUUUCAUGUCACGGUGGAGAAGACAGUGAGGCAUUGAAGAAUACCCAGCUAAACCCCUGCUGUUCAAAAUAAAAUUGCAAGAAAGA